This is a messenger RNA of Saccostrea echinata, 643 nucleotides long. RefSeq lists its product as uncharacterized. Bases 1 to 636 code for a protein of 211 amino acids. The transcript is spliced from 4 exons. Lineage: Eukaryota; Metazoa; Mollusca; Bivalvia; Ostreida; Ostreidae. The record is from RefSeq and is a predicted model, not a curated record.
AUGGAGUCGGGGAGGAAAAAACAGUUUAGAUUUUCGGAGCAAGAUGACAUUAAACUUUUGAGAGAGGUCAUCAGCAGGAAUCCCUUCAAAGAUAGAGCAAAAUGGGCAGAGAUUUCUUCAGUUCUUCCCCUGAAUAUUGACGCAAGGAGGGUUCGGGAAAGGACUGUCCUUCUCAUAGAACAAAGGAAGAAGUUCAACAGUUGUUCUCUCAAAAAAUCUGGUGUAGAUGAAACGUAUGGAGAAAAAGAAAUUCUUUUGGACGAAAUAAUCGAGUUAGCAAACGAAGAAGAAGAGAAAAAACGGAAAGAUAAAUCAAAGGCUGUUAAAGAGGAGACCCUGUGCAAAGAUCUUAGAAAACGUGCACUAGAGAACCUGACACCAUCCAAAAGUGACGAGGACCAGCGAAAUAGCGGUAAAUUGCCUAGAAAAAGUUCAAGUGUGAUAUCAUUCUUGAAAGAAAAAACAGAAACUGAAAAACAAUCCCGAGAUGAGGAAUUGUCACUUCGUCGAGAGCAGCUAAAUUUGGAAAAGGAGAGAUUCGAGCUGGAAAAAAAGGAAAGGCUCCAAAGACUGGAGGCUGAAAAGCAGCAGACGAAAAUGAUGUUAGAACUUUUUUCAAAAUGUUUAAAUAAAUAAAUGGAAU